Ilex paraguariensis (yerba mate) is the source of this 1539-nucleotide messenger RNA. The record is from the annotation of a GenBank genome assembly. NCBI's taxonomy places the organism in Eukaryota, Viridiplantae, Streptophyta, Magnoliopsida, Aquifoliales, Aquifoliaceae.
CAGAAAACCAAACUCCCUGUCGUUUUGAGCAGAAAAAUCGUCGGUUCCCCUAAGAAUCUUUGCGUUUCCGUGAUUACUGAGCUAAGAUGGGUGAAGUCAUUCUAGGCAUGCCAGGACCAUGGGCUGAUAAUAAUUAUGAAUCAUCUGAUCAUUAUACAACUAAAAUUGGUGGACUUCCUGACUGGCCUGUUCCAAAUAUUGCCAUAAAUCCUGAUCUGCUUAAAUGCAGUGCAUGUGGAAGCAAUCUCUGUCUCGUUGUGCAGGUAUAUGCUCCGAGUGAAAGUAAGACUCUGACGAUUGAAGAGCGUGUAAUCUAUGUUUUUGGCUGUAUAAUGCCAAAAUGUGGGAGCAGUCCAGGAAGCUGGCGAGCUCUUCGGGUUCAAAAAUCUGUGUGUGGUAAGGAAUCAAAUGCCCCCCGUCCUGAGGUGUCACCUCCGCCUGAAUCGUCCCUUUCAUCUCUAAAAACUAAUUGGUUAGAGGAUCUAUGGACAUCUAGUUCUAGAGAAGAGGACAAUGAUGGAAAUGAUAAUGACAUAGAUCUAGAGGAGUUGGGCAGGGCAAUUUCGGAAGCUGCAAGCUUGGCUUGUCAUUCAAAGAAACAAGGGAGUAAGUGUCAUACUGAGGCUACUGUGAAGCGCUCCCCUGUAGAGCGAGCAGCAAGAGGAAUUGAUCAUAACACACCAGUGCUGCCUUGCUUUUAUGUAUAUGCUCGGGAAGAAGCAUUCUUGAAGGAGGUUACUGCUACUUUUUCAAACUUCCCCUCACUUUCCAUCAAGGAGAACCAAAGCAAUCUUGAUGAUCAUGUACAGGAAGAGACAUGGGAAGAGGAGAGUUAUGAAUAUGAUAGAGCAUUGAAUGCUGACAGAACUUACCUCAAGUUCAAGAAGCGAUUGGAUGCAUACCCUGAGCAAUGUUUCAGAUACUUAUAUGGCGGAAAGCCACUGCUGGCUUCCAGAGAGGCAGGAGAUCCUGGGAUAUGCAGCCUCUGCGGUGGCUCACGACAUUAUGAAAUGCAGUUGAUGCCCCCAGUGCUAUAUUUUUUACAGGAAGCGACGGAUGAUUCUUUUAAGCAUUCACUGGACAACUGGAACUGGAUGACUCUAAUUGUAUAUACUUGUUCCAAGAGCUGUUCAAACUCUGCCAUAGAAGAGUACAACAGUGAUGGCUGGUCUGUUGCACCAGAGGCUGUCGUGGUACAAUAUGAGUAACCCGUAGUGAGCCAAUGUAGGGGAAGAAGGAAAAUGUGUCCAAGUACAAUUGAGAAUCGCCAUAAUGCUACCAUUUUAGCCAUACUUCAUUGUGGUAUUGGCCCUCUUGGAGGCUUUACUGCUGAUUGAGUUUUUUUUUCUUAUUCACUAGAGAAAAUGAGCUCAGCAAUUUCUCAGAAGAUUAUUUACUGCUCGUGAACAGAUCGGUGUUAGAGUUUAGUUUUCGAUAAAUUUGGCAAUUCAAAAUAGGAUUAAGCAUAAGAAAAUCGGUUGGCAAUCAACUUGUACAAAGCUCAUCGUUUGUAUUAAAUUUUUUGGUGAGGAUAUUGAA